AUGAGUUCUGACGAUCAGUUUACGUCUAUACAAUGGGAUAGAGAUGAAGUAGGGUCUAAUAAAGAGACAAAAGUGAAUAAACAGGAGACAAUUACUGAAGAUGAUGAGCAUCAUAAUAAUGAUAACGAAGAUAAGGAUAAGGACACAACCGUGCAGAAUAGGGUCGAAAACCCUCAGGAAGAUGAAGAAGCUAAUGAAAAUAAUGAUCCUUCAGACUCAUUGAUUCUAUCCAAGACUGGAGAUGAAAUUAUAGCCAAUGUUGAAUCUCAAAACGAAGGUGACCACACUAUGAGUGAACCAGGUAUUAAGGUACCAACGUCUGAUAGUCUGGGUGAAUCGUACGAAAUUAAGGUUUCUGUUACGUCACCAUUAAGAGAUUUAGACAGUUCGUCGAAACCGUACAUUUCGUAUUUAUUGACAACUACCACUGAUCAUCCGUCUGUGUUGAAGCUUUCAUCUGUGAAGAAAGAGGAGGGUAGAAAUACCGUCGAAGUCACAGCGAGAAGAAGAUAUGGUGACUUCAGGUUUCUCUAUGACUGCUUGAGCAACGAUCACCCUGAAGUAAUGAUGCCACCGUUGCCUUCUAAGCUGAACUUUAAGUAUUUGACGGGUGAUACUUUCAGUACAGAGUUUGUUCACAAGAGAUUGCACUCGUUAGAUCGGUUUGUGCGUUUCAUCACUAGUCAUAAGGUUUUGUCUCAGCUGUCCAUUUUCCAUUUAUUUGUUAGUGAUUCUGCGGACUGGUCGACAUUCCAAAAGAACUUGAAGAUCAGCAAAGUGGGCGUACAAGAAUCAGAUGCAGAUAAGGGUAACUCUUCAAUGACAUCGAACGUGGUGAACAAAGUAGUUAAUGAAGAGCUUUUGACCGAAACUAUAAUGAACUUUUUGACCCCGUCAAAGCAUAAACGAGAGACUAACAAGGAAAUUCUUGAAAUCAGUGAUAAAUUGAAAAAGCUUUAUGAAAAUUUAAUCAAAUUGGAUAAGAUAUUUACAAAGUUGAACAAGAAGAAUCAUGAUUUGAGUGUUGAUUACGAACAAUUUCUGCAGCAAAUUAUGAAACUAUCAGUGAUCCAGAAUUCUCCAGAGGAACUGACCGAGCCCUCCACCUCUGAAAUCAACGAACAGAAACAGUUUGCGACUAACUUCAAAGUAUUCGCUUCAUCACUCUCAUAUUUCCUGGAUAAUUGGUCCAACUUGCAUAAAUACAUAGACGAAUCAUUUUUGGUAUCUUUGAAAGAUUGCGCCAAGUAUAUCAUAAGUUUGACCAAUCUCAUCGAGUUGCAGCAUAAUAAGAAAAUAGACCUUCAAGUAUUGCAGGAUUAUCUUAACAAAGCCAAGGCCGAAUUACAGGGCUUGGGAGGGUCUCACAGCGCUCCUCCAAACCCAAUUAUAGCCCACAACAGUGGAAUAGUCAAUAACACCACUCAGCUCAUCAGAGACACAUUAUCUACGUCGGCCACCCCAAAUAUCGGCUCAUCCGUCACUGAAAGCAAAGUCACCAAGUUGCAAAACAAAAUAGCCGAAUUGGAAAACGAAAUCUCCGUACAGUCACAGUUGGUCCUCGACUUGACAAACAAGAUAAUCAAUGAGGAAUAUCCAAACUGGGAUAAGUUCAACAAGGUUGAGUUGAAGGAAUCCUUACUUGGUCUAUGCAAUGAGGAAAUUAACUUCUACAAGGGUCUAGUGGAAAAUUGGAGUGACGUUGAAUUGAAAUUACUUAAAAGAUUAGACGAAUUGAAAUAA
Messenger RNA from Debaryomyces fabryi, 1743 nucleotides. It is a transcript of the gene SNX4, whose product is annotated as Snx4p. Lineage: Eukaryota; Fungi; Ascomycota; Pichiomycetes; Serinales; Debaryomycetaceae. The transcript has a single exon. Gene Ontology annotation, biological process: cytoplasm to vacuole targeting by the Cvt pathway; autophagy. Gene Ontology annotation, cellular component: phagophore assembly site. The coding region runs from base 1 to 1743 and encodes 580 amino acids. Gene Ontology annotation, molecular function: phosphatidylinositol binding. The record is from RefSeq and is a predicted model, not a curated record.